Molecule: messenger RNA, 302 nt
Organism: Lobosporangium transversale
Lineage: Eukaryota; Fungi; Mortierellomycota; Mortierellomycetes; Mortierellales; Mortierellaceae
Exons: 1
Source: RefSeq, a predicted model, not a curated record
UAACAAUUGGGUCCCUUAAGGCCUCCAUGGCAAGGAAAGGCGGACUGGACGCAGAUGAAAGGGAUAGUAUUGCAAGCCAGAUCCGAGGGGCAGUUGUUGUCCUCAACCGACUACGCCGCUAUGCAUACUGGGCGAUUGCCUUGGACAUUGAGAGGAUCAUGCGGUUACCAGGGGCAGCAAAGUCGAGGAAAAAGGCACUGGACGAGGUCUUAGAUAGCAAUGAUUAUUCCUUCCGUCUCGCCACCCUUCUUUUGAGUGGUCAAGGUGGCCCCAAUUCAGCUUACGCGAGGGCAAAAAAACAA